UCCCGUUUGGAGUUACAUCCCUCGCUUCUCUCUCUUUAGCCCUCCCGCCUCGGCCUGCCCUUGCUUGUCUGUUUCCUCUUCCUCGCGAGCCGCCUUUGCCCGUUGCAGCGUCCCCGGGAUCCACUCUUGUCUUUCUGAAGUUAACCUCUGCCUCCUGCAAGUGCAGAAAACACCAGGCAGCCAAGAUGCCCCAUGGUAGACAGACCCGAGUUCUCCUCCUCAACGACAUGGAAAAGCUGGACAAGACUCUCUUCCGGCUGGAGCAAGGCUUUGAGCUGCAGUUCCGACUGGGCCCUACCUUACAAGGCAAGCAUGUUGCAGUAUAUACAAACUACCCAGCUCCUGGAGAAGUCUUUGAUCGUCACAAAUUCAGAUGCCUAUCUUGGCACAACCCAACAGGAAAAGAAGAUGAUUCUGACAAGUAUUGCAAACUAGAUCUCCAGAUUUCUGGGUCAUACCAGUAUUACUUCAGUCAAGAAAAUCAGAAAGGUGGUGGAGGUUACAUAGUUGUGGAUCCGAUUUUGCGUGUUGGUGCUGACAAUCAUGAAUUGCCCUUGGAUUGUGUUACACUCCAGACAUUUCUAGCUAAGUGUCUGGGUCCAUUUGAUGGCUGGGAAGAUCGUCUUAAAGUCGCAAAGGAAUCUGGUUACAACAUGGUUCACUUUACACCAGUGCAAAGGCUUGGUCUAUCUAGAUCAUGUUACUCAUUGGCUGAUCAGCUGGAAGUAAAUCCUGAAUUUUCAACCGCUAACAAAAAGUGUUCUUGGAAUGAAAUUGGAAAGCUAUUGGAGAAAAUGAAAAAUGAAUGGAAUAUGCUUUGUAUUACAGAUGUAGUGUACAAUCACACUGCUGCAAACAGUGAAUGGAUAACUCAUCAUCCAGAAUGUGUGUACAAUCUUGUUAAUUCUCCUCACUUGAAACCAGCCUGGCUUUUGGAUCGAGCCCUUUGGCAUUUAACCUGUAAAGUAGCUGGUGGCAAAUGCAGCGAUAAAGGGGUACCUCCACUGAUUGAAAAUGACCAACAUUUGAAUUGUAUCCGUAAAAUUAUAUGGGAGGAUGUUUUUCCCAAGAUAAGAUUAUGGGAAUUCUUCCAAGUAGAUGUUAACAAAGCAGUGCAACAAUUUAAAACCUGUUUAACUCAAGGUGGCUCAAAAGUUAAAACUGAUCCCAAGCAACAUCUUGCAGUCAUUCAGGAUCCUGAAUUUAAAAGACUUGGCUGUACUGUAGAUAUGAACAUUGCAUUGAACACCUUCAUUCCACAUAGCAAUGGGCCUGCCGCAAUUGAAGAAUGUUGUAACUGGUUCCGCAAGAGAGUUGAAGAACUCAAUGAGGAAAAGUUCCGACAAACAAAUUACCACCAUGAGCAGGCAGUCAACUGCUUUGUGGCGACGGUGAACUACGAACGACUGGCAGGCCAUGGGCCUAAAUUAGGUCCUGUAACUAGAAAGUUUCCUUUAGUUACAAGGUACUUCACUUAUACCUUUAAAGAGCUAACCCUGGAAGAGGAGGAAGCUAUGAUGCAUCAGCCUGAGAAAGCGAGUUAUUUUAUGGCCCAUAAUGGCUGGGUGAUGGGAGAUGAUCCUCUGAGAAAUUUUGCUGAACCAGGUUCAAAUGUCUACCUGAGAAGAGAGCUUAUUUGCUGGGGCGACAGUGUCAAGUUACGUUAUGGGAACAAACCAGAGGACUGUCCAUAUCUCUGGGCUCACAUGAAAAAAUACACUGAAAUUACUGCUAAAUACUUCCACGGUGUACGCCUUGACAACUGUCACUCUACCCCUCUUCACGUAGCUGAGGAGAUGCUGGCUGCAGCCAGGUCAGUCAGACCUAAUCUUUAUGUGAUAGCUGAACUCUUCACGGGCAGUGAGGUCAUUGACAAUGUCUUUGUCAACCGCCUUGGAAUUACCAGUCUGAUUAGAGAGGCAAUGAGCGCAUACAACAGUCACGAAGAAGGAAGAUUGGUUUAUCGCUUCGGAGGAGAGCCUGUUGGGUCUUUUGUUCAGCCGCGUUUGAGGCCUUUAACCCCCGCUAUUGCACAUGCACUCUUCAUGGACAUUACGCACGAUAAUGAAUGUCCCAUUCAGCAUCGAUCUGCUUAUGAUGCCCUUCCCAGCUCAACCAUUGUUUCCAUGGCUUGCUGUGCUACAGGAAGCACUAGAGGAUAUGAUGAACUAGUCCCACACCAGAUUUCUGUGGUCAGUGAAGAGCGAUUCUAUCCGAAGUGGGAUCCAGCAGCAACACCUUCGAACCCUGGGAGAGUAAAUUUCAAAACUGGAAUUAUAGCAGGAAGGCUGGCGAUGAACAGAUUGCAUCAAGAGCUGGGAGCUAAAGGUUUUAAUCAGGUGUACGUAGAUCAAGUCGAUGAGGAUAUCGUGGCCGUGACAAGGCAUUGUGCUAACACACACCAAUCUGUUGUAGCAGUUUCUCGAACAGCUUUCAGAAAUCCCAAGACAUCUUUUUAUAGUCAAGAAGUUCCCCAGAUGUGUAUUCCAGGCAAAAUUGAAGAGGUGGUUCUUGAGGCUAGGACUGUUGAGAGAAAUGCCGGCCCUUAUAAAAAAGAUGAGCAGGCAAUCAAUGGAUUGCCUGAUUAUACCGUUGAGCUCCGAGAACACAUCCAGCUCAAGGAAAGUAAAAUCAUAAAGCAAGCUUCAAUCGCUACAAAAGGCCCUAAUGAAUUUGUUCAAGAGAUAGAAUUUGAAAAGCUAACACCGGGGAGUGUGAUUAUAUUUAGAGUUAGCCUUGACCCAAAGGCACAAGAUGCUGUAGGAGUACUUCGCAAUCAUCUGAUUCAGUUCAGUCCUCACUUUAAAUCUGGAAGCCUUCCUGAUGACGGGUCAGAAUCUAUACUCAAAACACCCUUCUACAAUAUUGCAUCAAAAUUAACCUUGGCGGACCUAAAUCAUGUAUUAUAUCGGUGUGAUGCUGAGGAACAGGAGGAUGGUGGAGGAUGUUACGACAUACCAAACUGGACACCCCUUAAAUAUGCAGGCCUUCAAGGAAUAAUGUCAGUGAUGGGAGAUAUAAGACCAAAAAAUGAUUUGGGCCAUCCUUUCUGUGGUAACUUGAGAUCUGGAGACUGGAUGAUCGACUAUGUGAGUGAUCGUUUAAUUUCCCGCGUUGGAGCCUGCUCUGAAGUUGGCAAAUGGCUGAAAGCAAUGUUUAUCUACCUGAAGCAGGUGCCUCGUUAUCUCAUUCCAUGUUAUUUUGAUGCCAUAUUAGUUGGUGCAUAUACAACACUUCUUGACUUGGUUUGGAAACAAAUGUCUAGCUUUGUUCAGAACGGAUCAACAUUUGUUAAACAUCUUUCCUUGGGUUCAGUCCAGAUGUGUGGGAUAGGAAAAUACCCUUCUCUGCCAUCUCUGUCUCCUUCCAUACAUGAUGUUCCAUAUAGGAUUAAUGAAAUUACAAAAGAGAGAGAACAGUGCUGUGUUUCUUUAGCAGCUGGUUUACCUCAUUUUUCAUCUGGCAUCUUCCGCUGCUGGGGAAGGGACACCUUCAUUGCAUUGAGAGGGCUGCUGUUAGUUACUGGACGUUACUUGGAAGCAAGGAACAUAAUUUUAGCAUUUGCUGGUACCCUAAGACAUGGCUUCAUUCCCAACUUGCUUGGCCAGGGGACUCAUGCCAGAUUCAAUUGCCGUGAUGCUGUGUGGUGGUGGCUUCAGUGUAUACAAGAUUACUGUAAAAUCGUUCCAAAUGGCACUGACAUUCUCAAGUAUCCUGUAUCCAGAAUGUACCCUACAGAUGACUCCCCUCCUCAGCCAGCAGGCAAAAAGGAUCAGCCACUAUAUGAAGUGAUACAGGAAGCCAUGCAGAGACAUAUGCAAGGCAUACAGUUUCGAGAAAGGAAUGCUGGCCCACAGAUAGAUCGAAAUAUGAGAGAUGAAGGUUUUAAUGUGACUGCAGGUGUGGACAUGGAAACUGGCUUUGUCUAUGGAGGGAACCGUUUUAAUUGUGGUACAUGGAUGGAUAAGAUGGGAGAGAGUGAAAGAGGUCGCAAUAAAGGAAUACCAGCAACACCAAGAGAUGGUUCUGCUGUGGAAAUUGUUGGUUUGUGCAAAUCAACAGUUAACUGGUUACUGGAGCUGUCCAAGAAGAACCUAUUUCCUUAUCCUGGAGUUACUGUGAAAACACAUGGGAAAGAAGAGACCAUUACAUAUGAUCAGUGGAACAGGAAAAUCCAAGCACACUUCGAAAAGCUAUUCUUUGUAUCUGAGAACCCAGCAGAUCGCAAUGAGAAGCAUCCAACCCUGGUUCAUAAGCGGGGCAUCUACAAGGACAGCUAUGGAGCAUCAAGCCCUUGGUGUGACUAUCAACUCAGGCCGAAUUUCCCAAUAGCUAUGGUUGUGGCACCUGAAAUGUUCUCUAUUGAGCAUGCUUGGAAAGCACUUGAUAUGUUAGAGCAAAAGCUACUUGGUCCACUUGGCAUGAAAACUUUAGACCCAGAUGAUAUGGUUUACUGUGGUGUGUAUGACAAUGCCUUAGAUAACGAUAACUACAAUGUGGCUAAAGGGUUUAAUUACCAUCAAGGGCCUGAAUGGCUUUGGCCCAUUGGAUAUUUCCUCCGUGCCAAGUUGUACUUCUCCAAGUUAAUUGGUCCAGAGAUAUAUGCAAAGACUGUGUUUUUGAUUAAGAAUGUUCUUUCUCGCCAUUACGUUCAUCUUGAGAGAUCCCCUUGGAAGGGACUUCCAGAACUGACUAAUGAAAAUGGCCAGUACUGCCCUUUCAGCUGCGAAACACAGGCCUGGUCAAUUGCUGUGAUCCUUGAGGUUCUCUACGACUUGUAAAAGUGGUUCUUUGUCUCGAUAGAAUGACAAGAUUUUGUCCUGAAUGCAAGUUAUCAUGCUUGUUCAAUAGUGUAAAAAAAGAAAGGGAAAAAAGUCCUGCUUUUAGAAAUGGUUUGUGCCCCUGUACUUUCCAGACACUUCAUCCUUUGAGAAUCACACUAUAUGUAAUCACUAGAAAUUGGAGAAUGUAAUAAAUUAUACUAUAACAGGUUUCAAACUCAAAUCUCUUGCGUGCAGCAAUAUUUUAAUUUCAGUUUACCACUGAACCUGCAUUAUGAAAACAAGGAGGUGAAAGCCAAACAAAACGUGUUUACACUUGGAGCUGCCCCAGCCAUAUAGAACGGAAGGUAUUGUCUGGCUUGAGGAGUAAAAGAGUUAAACAGGUGAGAAAUGUGGAACCCUCCCACAAACCUGCCGCAGACCCUGUCCCCCUAUUCUAAUAUCUGAGCUUAGCUAAAGGGAGAGUGACAUCAGAAGACAACCAUGGGGAAGUAAACUUUUAGCAGUGGCAGACAAGUUUUGCGCACCUUACUUUCAUGCCCUGUUUGUUCUUAAAAGCAGACACCCCAAGAUCCCAGUUCCUGUGUGAUUAUGGCAGAUGCCCCUUCGUGACUAAUCUGGCCUUGAAGCUUUUGUUCUAUCAGUUUGAGGAAGGGGGGAGUUUGGACAUGCUAAUGCAUUCUAUGAGCAUUAAAUGUCUUUGGGAUAUCCUCCCCUUUAUUUUUUGAAGUGGAGUGGGCUUAUUCAGAAUGCUCUACUUUGGGUAGUAUCCAGCUGGGGCCCAGCACUAGUGCUAAUGACAUUGUGCUAGUAUAAACCAACAUUUCCACAAUGUAACUAACACUUGCUAGGGCACUGGGGAAAAGCAACAAUGUGCUGACACUGCUUUUUACUGUUGUCCUAGCAAGUGAUAAUUAUGUUGCUCAAGAGUUGUUUUAUGCUAGCCACGGUAUCAUUAGUGCUAGUACUAGAGCAGUUGGAUACUACUCUCUGCUGGAGUAGUUAGAUACAUUUUGCAUAAAGGUACUCAUGCAAUGCAACAAUCUGGCCAUGCCACAGAACAAACCCCCAAUUUUUCUCAAAAAUACUACUACUACUACUAAUCAUCAUCAUCAUCAUCAUCUUGUUUCUAAACCAUCCCUGGAUUACUUUUGUAUAUGAAAAUCUCAAAUUGCCUGUUUAUUGCAAAUCCUACUAGAGUUGGUGUUUGGAAGGCCCAUUAGAGAGUUGGACUGUACCACAUAAAAGGCUCGCUCUUACAAAAGAAGAUACAAAUUUAGGAAUGAUUUACAUUCCACUCCACAUAAUGGCUCUUUGUAUAUCAGCCCUAGGAAACCUGCAAGCCGAGAAUUGCUCUUUAGCAGGUCAUUGUAAGAGAUUCCUUCCCUUAGUUCAAGCCAAUUUAUUCCAAGUACUUUAGAUUAUGGUUUAGUGAAAGCAUCUGGAACUCAGUAGCCUGAAUUCAGCUGUGCAAUUAAUCAGCAAAAGCCAGCUUAGGGAAGGAUGUCCCUUUUUAUUGCAGAAGGAAAUAGUAAGCCAUGACUUAAAAUAUAGGGUAGUGACAAUGCAAAUCUCACUCACUACUUUUAAUUUGUAUAUGUAAUAUUUAUAAUUUUAUAGUGUGCUUUAAUCAUUUCAGCACUAUUGUUAAUACUAUUUUCAAAGCAAAAGCAUAUAGUUUGAGGUUUAUCUGAGGACAUGGUACGGCAGAGAAAAUGGGUUAGGGAUAAUGUUACUCUGCAGCUGUAUUGUGGUAUACAUCACCUUUUAAAAACUUCUAUUUAAUGUGUUCAUAUUGGUACUUUGAUAUUAUGAAUAAUUUAAGAGAUUUUGGUUGACACUUGCACUACUAAUUCAUUUAGUACAUGUAAUUGUGUCAGUGAAUUCCAUCUAAUCACUAGGAUGUUCUUUUUUCAUUAAUAAAAGGUAAAUACUACUGUAAAACUUCGUUUUGACAUUCCUAACCAUUUUCAGUCAUAUUAUUGAGUGGCUAAUUAAUGUUUUAUGUAUCCAGUUUUCUUGUGGGCUCUUUUGAAGCUCUUUUAGAAAAUAGAUACUGUUCUAUUUAGUUUUAUUUUUAAGCCUCGUAUAAAAAAAAGAGACUGAGGAAAUUUAUAUCAGGCUAAGACAAUCUGUUUGGAAACCAUUUCUUGGUGUUUAGAAAGCAUUUUAUUUAAAACAAUUGAGGAUGCAGUCCUAUACUCACCUGGGAGUAAGUCCCAUUGAACUCAGUGAGGCAUAUUUCUGAGUAGGCAUGUAUAGCAUUGCUCUAUUAUAGAUCCAAAAAACCUAACUACAGAAUCCCAGUAUCCAACUUAUAAAUUAGAACCAAUUUAUAUGACCACAUGGUGCUCUGCAUGAUACUCCUUGAGGUAGCUUAGCUUAGAGGGAACUAUAUGGAUGUUGCAGCUGAGCAAACAGGAAAUCUUUCCUUACCUUUUAUCAGGCAAGAGCUUUUGGGCCAUAUGAAUUGGCAAAAAGUCUUAUUCCCUUCAGAGGAACUUAAGUUGGUGUAUUCAAUCAAUCAAUUUAUUGAAAGCAACCAAAUACAGGUUUUAGCCAAUUACAUACAUAAAAGUUACACACAGAGUAUAAAAGUGUGUCAUAUACAAAAAAAUAGAUAAAAUGUUAUAAAAUGUCAAAGCAUACAUGCACAUACAACUAAACCUUACAUGUUAAAAUAUUAAAACAUACAUGCGCAUACAACUAAAACCUUAUAUCUCAAGGCAGGCCACAUGAGUUUGUCUAAGCUGAGCAGCCUUCACCGCAAAGUUGGCUGUGUUAAACAUUGCAUAAACUGGACAGUAGAUAUUUGACCUUAUCCAUAUCACUGAGGGUAGGAAUCACCCUUAAGAGCUUCUUUAAAUAUUUUCCCCUGGGUGUUUCAUACAGUUGUAGCAUAUAGUGUUUGGUGUCUCCUACCCAUUGGCUGCCACAGAUGCAUGCAUAGGCGUUGAUCUCUGGGGAUUUUCUUAAACCUGCCUUCCAUAAAGUUUGAUUUCCUUAUCUGGCAGCGCAGGGCAGUGAAUGCCCUGCGAAGAGGUGGAUUUAGAUCAGACAAGUAUUUUUUCUAUCCUGUAUUCACACCAUAAAGGCUGACCCUUUGAGCCAAACUAGACAUGAAGAUGGAAGCUCCACACAGAGCACAGGACUGUCCCAACUGUGUGGAAAGAAGAGGGGGACUGAUUUUUAAGAGCAAAAGGGUUUCCCACAGCUUAGGUCACUGCAACUUCUCUCCCUGAGCACUUUCUUUUCAGCAAAGCUCCAGUACCAGACAUGAUCUCCCUUGGGGUUAAAGUGUUUGAGGAGCGGAGCUGCAAAGAGAUAAACUGGAAGAAAUGUUCAACAACCCCACGCUCAUGAGCUUCUGUUGUUGCUAGUAUUGAACCCCCACCACACCUUCCUUCCUUGAUUGGGGGCACUUUCAGCACUGCCAGUGACAUGCCUAGUUUGGCUUUUAGGUCUAGGUGGGCUUGUUCCUGCACAAAUUUGGAAAACAUACGUUCUUAACAAUUCAGUACGCUGUUACCAAGUUGAGAAAGAACCUGCAAAAGUGGAUUUGUGCAGAAUAGAUUUCCACAUGGUUUGGCAUUUUAGAGAUUAAAAAAAUGUUUGAAAGGGGAGGAAUGAGUACUCCUCUUUUUCCAUUCUGUUGUCACCUUGCGAAUUGCAUUUGUCUUGUCUGAAAACUGUAUACAUUUCUCAUGCUAAUGUUUUGUUUUGUUUUUAUAUAAUGAAAAUGAUAAAAAUGCGUAAUACAUUUUGGUUCUAAAUCUAUAUGCAUAAAGGGUUUUUUUUUUAAUUACAUAGCUAUUUAAAAAUGUAUAGACGUUUAAAAAGUUAAUGAAUAUGCCUUAUUGAGGGGGGAAACUGAGUAUGAUGUUCAUAAUAAUUACAUACUUUCAUUUCAUUGGCCUAUUCUUGGUUAUGAAGAACAGAACACUUUCAAAUGAAAAUGUCCACUUCAGUAUUUUAGCAAUGAUCUCAGGCAUUAAUGAUCUUACUUUUUGACAUGAUGAAGAAUAUAAAAAUUGAGUCUGAAAGUCAUAGCUAGAAUUUGCUUGGAGAAAAAUCUUUUAAGAAAGUUAAUAGACUUGACAGUUGAGAGAUAGUAAUAUGCAAUACUUCGUUUACAGCUUGUUCUACUAGACAUUUUAGUACCAACUGUGUGGUUAACAAAACUUUUUGUAGGCAGACUGAACAGACAAUUGUAUAUGUUUUCCACAGUCUACUUUAUGCUAUGGCUCCUAGCAGCAAUCAGUGUUUCAUUCUCUUUCAAUAGUGGAGCAAAGCCACCUGGGUAUCACAUUUGCACACAUUGCUUGCUGCUUCAAGUAGAUUUGUGAUUUUCAUUUCAUUUAAAUAAUACUUAUAAAGCCUGAAAAACAAUUGAAAAGGGAAUUAUGGGAAUACUGCAUGCUGUAUAGUGCAAUUGUUGCACACUUGAGUUUUGUGUGUCUGUCUGGUACAAUUAUUUUUGUUACACGAAUGAUAUUUUUCUGCCUUUAUCUGUGAGUGACAUUAAAUAAAAUCUAACAAAAAUA
Elgaria multicarinata webbii is the source of this 9325-nucleotide messenger RNA. RefSeq names its product amylo-alpha-1, 6-glucosidase, 4-alpha-glucanotransferase (gene AGL). NCBI's taxonomy places the organism in Eukaryota, Metazoa, Chordata, Lepidosauria, Squamata, Anguidae. Gene Ontology annotation, biological process: glycogen catabolic process; glycogen biosynthetic process. The transcript is spliced from 34 exons. The record is from RefSeq and is a predicted model, not a curated record. Bases 186 to 4781 code for a protein of 1531 amino acids. Gene Ontology annotation, molecular function: 4-alpha-glucanotransferase activity; amylo-alpha-1,6-glucosidase activity.